AUGGCUACCUCUGUCUUCUUCCUCUCCUUGUUCUUUCUCUCCCAUGCAUCUGCUCAAUUUUCCAGUGACCCACAAUUGCUAUUUCAGAUAAAGGAAAUUUUGGAAGGAAAAACUGGUGGUGGACAGAACCUUCUGCUGUCCACAUGGAAUCUCUCUUUUCCUUUCUGCGAAUGGAGAGGAAUCCAAUGGCUGAAUCAGAAUGGAACCAUUCUUGAUUGCCAGUCAUCUUCAUUGAAGCUUCCCUCUUCUGAUCCUGUUUACGUUUACAGUAUCCAACUUUCAGCAUCUGGAUUGACAGGCAGGCUUCCAAAGGAAUUGGGUAGCUUGAAUUUCCUCGAAAAGCUUUACCUAAAUGCAAAUUCUCUUACUGGGGGAGUACCUCUUGAACUAGGGAACAGUCUCAACCUCAGGUUUCUGUCACUCGGCCAAAACAGUCUUAGUGGUGGCCUCCCAUCCUCAAUGUGGAAUCUCUGUGAUAAUCUCGUUGAGCUAGACAUCAGUGAGAACACCUUCUCUGGUUUCAUUCCGUCCCCUGCUCUACCCAACACCACAUGCUCGAAGCUACAAAGACUGGACUUGGGCUCCAACCAUCUCCAGGGCCCCGUUCCUGCGUUCAUUUCCAGUCUCACCGGACUCCAUUAUCUUGACCUUCACAACAAUUCAUUUUCCGGGCCUAUACCCAACGACCUUGCUUUACUGAACCUGACAUUUCUAGAUCUGUCUUUCAAUAACUUCAGCGGGCCGAUCCCAAAUUUUACACUGGACUUCAGUGUCGAUGGAAACCCGUUUCUUUGUGGACAGGCUUAUUGCAAAGAAACGGGUGCUCGGGGGAAGAAACUGGGGAUGAGAACUGGAAUUUUGGCGGCAAUGGUCAUAAGCUUGGUAGCAUUUCUGGUUUUUGGAGCUUCCCUUUCCUUCUGUCUCCACAGUUCAGGGAAGAAGAAGAAGAAGAGGGAGUUGCAGGACGAGCAAAAUGAGGAGAGUAGGCUAAUCUUGUUCCAUGGUGGAGCGAACUUAACGGUGGAUGAUCUUUUGAAUGCCAAUGGUGUGGUCAUAGGCAAAACAGGGUACGGGACCCUGUACAAGGCUACUGUUGCAGGUGAUGGAGGGACUCUGAUCCUCAGGCUACUUCAAGAGAACACGGUAAGAAAGCCUCAUUCGACCUUCUUUUCUGCAAUUAGGCUCCUGGGCAAUCUUCAUCACGAGAAUCUAGUGCCGAUUAAAGGUUGUUACCAAGGAGAAAGAGGGGAAAAACUUUUGGUUUACGGCUAUGUGGAAGGUAAGAAUCUCGCCGAGAUGCUUCAUUGUUCUAGCAUGCAAAACCAAUUGAGGUGGGCUAGAAGGUAUGAGAUUGCGUUAGGAAUAGCUCAUGGCCUAGCUUUCCUUCAUUCUGAUUUUGGUGAGAACAUUAUCAAUGUCUUUCAUGGAAAUCUCAAAUCCAAGAAUGUGAUGAUCGAUGAAUUUUAUGUUCCAAAAUUAAUGGACUAUGGUAUGUCUGAGUUGAUGAACCCCUCAUCCCUGACCAUAAUGCUGAGUACAGCGGCAGAAGAUGGCUACUGUGCACCUGAAGCAUCUAAGCUGAAGAAGAUCAUUAAUGGCAGAAAGUAUGAUGUUUAUAGCUUCGGAAUCCUUCUACUUGAGAUGAUGAUGGGCAGGCCAGCAGGAAGAUGUGUUUCAGAUCGUGAUGAGUUUGUGGACCUGCCGACCAUGGUGAAGAGGGCAGUCUUGGAAGAGAAAAGCAUGUACAUAUUUGAUGAAUUGGUGCUGGGCAUGGAGGAAGAAAGUGUCCUACUGGAGCUCUUACAGUUGGCUAUGGGAUGCUGUGCCCCUCUACCGUCUGUUAGGCCUGACAUGAAUGAGGUGAUUAGGAAGCUUGAAGACCUCAGACCCACAAGCAUUUCUUCCAUGUACACAUCUGUGGACUGUAGAAGCGACAGUGAGGCAUAG
This is a messenger RNA of Nymphaea colorata (pocket water lily), 1947 nucleotides long. Its product is annotated as putative kinase-like protein TMKL1. Bases 1 to 1947 code for a protein of 648 amino acids. The record is from RefSeq and is a predicted model, not a curated record. Gene Ontology annotation, molecular function: protein kinase activity; ATP binding; protein binding. The transcript has a single exon. Lineage: Eukaryota; Viridiplantae; Streptophyta; Magnoliopsida; Nymphaeales; Nymphaeaceae. Gene Ontology annotation, biological process: protein phosphorylation.